UCACAACCGCAGACCACAUGUAACCACGCCAAUCCAGGAACUCCACAUCUGGCUUCUUCACCCGCAAGAUCAUCUGAGACCAGUCACCCGGACGGACAGCUGAUUGCUGCUCUGACCAAAGAACACCGGACCAAUGAUAUUCGUCAGUGCAGAAAAGCUCAGGUGAGUGACCAUGGUGCAGCACUAUGAUGGUCUGUCCCACUGUAAGCUGGCCCUGGCGUUUGCCAUACUGAUGGACCUGCUAGGUGUGUCUGCUCUGCUGGUGGGGGUCUUUGCCCCAUUAGAGAUUAAGGGACAGGACUUUGGGGACCUGUUGGUGUACUCUGGGGCUCUACUGAUGCUCAUGUCCCUGGGAGGAUGGGUCAUGUGGUACAGCGGGAACCUUGAGGGCCUGACCUCCAGGAAGGAGCUAGGGGGAACCAUGGGUGCCAUGGACCGGCUGGCCCGCUCCCUCAGCCGCAGGAUACGACUCCCCAGGAGCCACAGCAGCCCCUCAUGAUGCUUCAUGGUCAGGCGUAGGAGAAGGGCGUGGUUGUAGGGGAGGAUCCUCAGUGUCUCCAUUAGACUAUUGGCCCCUGAUAGUCAAACUGCCUGGGGGUCUGGGAGCAGUAUUGUUAGCAUUGAGGGAGUGCUAUUAAAUGAACCAGGCUAUGGCCCCUGAUGUGAACGGGCAAAAGCGGGGUUGGGAGGAGUGCCCUUCUCAAAUCAAACAGUAAUAUGUGCCGUUCGUUCAUGUUGAGGGAGCCCGUUUCCAAAACGAAUGUAAUCAAUGCUAACCCGCUUCACCUGGGGCAGGAAUAAGAUUUAAGAGACAUUUUUUAUAGAACUCCCUCAUUCUUUUUUUGUUGUUGAAUUUUUACCCCUUGUUCUCCCCAAUUUCCUGGUAUCCAAUUGUUGUAGUAGCUACUAUCUUGUCUCAUCGCUACAACUCCCGUACGUGCUCGGGAGAGACGAAGGUUGAAAGUCAUGCGUCCUCCGAUACACAACCCAACCAGCCGCACUGCUUCUUAACACAGCGCACAUCCAACCCGGAAGACAGCCGCACCAAUGUGCCGGAGGAAACACCGUGUACCUGGCAACCUUGGCUAGCGCGCACUUUUACACAGGAGUCGCUGGUGCGCGAUGAGACAAGGACAUCCCUACCGGCCAAGCCCUCCCUAACCCGGACGACGCUAGGCCAAUUGUGCGUCGCCCCACGGACCUCAGUGCCUAGGCGCAAACCCAGGGUCUCUGAUGGUACAUCGCCCUUAACCACUGCGCCACCCGGGAGGCUACUCCCUCAUUCUUUAACCCAAGUUCCACCGCCUCCACAGUGGAAGAGACUUACAUACUGCUACUUCACUAGUGUCAAUUGCAAGAUGUAAAAACAGUCGGUCAUUGCUUUUUAUUGUGACUUGACCUUUGCUGAAACACCUCCGGUAGAUAACAGAAAUUGUACAGACUGUCUGAAUAGGAUUUUAAACGAUCAAGCAUGGAGGCUAUUCAUAGUUCACUUGGUUGGUUUGUUUAGGCUUGAAUCUGUAAAUAAUUGGUCUUUGUUGUGUUGUCGUUUUCUUUGAAUUAUAAUAGGGUUUGUAUUAAAUUAUAAAAUUGUAUUAAAACUAUAAAAUAACCUAC
This is a messenger RNA of Oncorhynchus masou masou (cherry salmon), 1617 nucleotides long. Its product is annotated as transmembrane protein 238-like. The transcript has 3 exons. NCBI's taxonomy places the organism in Eukaryota, Metazoa, Chordata, Actinopteri, Salmoniformes, Salmonidae. The record is from RefSeq and is a predicted model, not a curated record. Bases 173 to 499 code for a protein of 108 amino acids.